Branchiostoma floridae (Florida lancelet) is the source of this 3708-nucleotide messenger RNA. RefSeq lists its product as uncharacterized. The record is from RefSeq and is a predicted model, not a curated record. The transcript is spliced from 15 exons. NCBI's taxonomy places the organism in Eukaryota, Metazoa, Chordata, Leptocardii, Amphioxiformes, Branchiostomatidae. Gene Ontology annotation, biological process: monoatomic ion transport; canonical Wnt signaling pathway; negative regulation of canonical Wnt signaling pathway. The coding region runs from base 273 to 2612 and encodes 779 amino acids. Gene Ontology annotation, molecular function: extracellular ligand-gated monoatomic ion channel activity; Wnt-protein binding. Gene Ontology annotation, cellular component: membrane.
CAGCAGUCUUGCUGUGCAGCUGUUGUCUUGACGCGAACCGUUAAACUGUUUUCAGCUUGCCCGAGGAUUACUGUGGUUCCCUCCGCACGCUAGAAGGUAACGGAGACCGCAGCAGUCGCGGCCAACCAUCCCAGUUAUCCCGCCCCCGUCAUUGCCCAAAGGCUUGCCAUUUCUAAAUUCUACCCGUCUUUAGCGAGGGGUUGUCGCCGUUGUUUACUACACACAGUUCGGUGGGACUUAAACUUGGACCGGUACAGGUACAGCGUUCCAGGAUGAGGAUUUCUGCGGUCCUGGUUCUUGCCGUGUUCUUGGUUCCUCUUGUGGUCGUCGCGGGAGAUACCGAGGAACGGAGGGAGAGAAAGAGAGAACGAGAGGAGAGGAGGAGAGAUCGCAAAGGAGGGAGGAGAGGGCGGAAUAGAAACAAGAGUUUCCCCCUGGUUGCGUCCUCCCCCAGCCCGGGCCUGGACAUGUUCUUCGAGGACCGUCAGCACGCGCUGAUCUCCGGGGAGAGCCUCGGGCGGGACCUCGGGAGGGACCCCGGGGACGACCCGAGGAGCGGGCGGAGGGAGCCCGGCGGGCGGAAGAAGGGGAAGGGCCGCGGGAGGAAGAAGGACCGGGAGGGCCGGAGGCGCGGCAAGGGGAAGAACAGGGGGAAGAACAAGCAGGAAGGUGAUGCUGUCGACACCACGCCUGGACCGAGCCCGGCAGGCAGCAAAGCGGAUUCUUCCAAACCAGGCGAGGUGUCGGGUUACAGCAAGCGGUGGGGCGACUGUCCCGGUGACGUCAUGACCCACCUGCAGCUGUUCGAGGUGUCCUUGGAGGAGUGCGCCAAGAAAUGCAACGAGCACUUCGACUGUGCGGGGUUCCUCUACUUUCAGGAUCCCUUCAACAAGCGGUGUUUCCCGAAGAACCGCAGCUGUGAGGUCACGACUCGGGUGGACGAGCACAGCUGGUUCUACCACAAGGUGGAGCACAAGGAGCUGCCUCCAUGGGAAGACCGUCCAGUGGUUGAGUACCUGCCUGAGUUGCCUCGGCAGAGUUCGUGUGAACCCCUGACAGUGCCCCUCUGCCAGAACAUGAUGUACAACGAGACCGUCUUUCCCAACAUCCUUGGCCACACCAAGCAGGAUGAGGCCUCUCUGGAGGUGCACCAGUACUACCCCCUUGUGAAAAUGGGCUGUUCCGAUGUUCUAGAAGAGUUCCUGUGUUUCGUGUACACGCCUCCGUGUACCAUACUGGAAAGCCCCAUCCCGCCAUGCCGCAGUCUGUGCGAAUCCGCUAGGGGGAGCUGCGAAGGUCUCAUGAUGAAGUUUGGGUUCCCAUGGCCGGAGAACCUGGACUGUUCCAAGUUCCCGGAGGAGAAUCAAGGACCUCCUUGGGAGAAUGAACCUGGCAGUCUUGGUCUUGACCGCAGUCUUUGCCUCAAAGCGCCGGAGAGGGGCCCAGAAGACAUUGAGGCACCCCCUGUACCAGGAUACGAGGGUAGGGUCGGAGACUGCCCUGGGAACGAGAUCUGGACUCUCUACGGCAAUGGAAUCAUCCUGGAGGAGUGCGCAAGGAGGUGCACAGAUGAGGAGGACUGUGCGGCCUUCAUGUACUCAGAGGGAAGCUGUUAUCCCAAGUACGAAACCUGCCAGGACCAGGCCGCGGGUUCAUCCGACCCAACCAGCUUCAUCUACGACAAGGUCACAGGACCCACAACUGCCAAACUGCCGACCACAACUCUACCUCAAACCACCACAACAACUCAGAAGACCACCACAGAGCUGCCGACAACUACAACUACAACCAAAACUACAACACUACCUCCUACGACGACAACAACAACCGAAAAGACUACUGUACCACCUUCUACUACAACACCACUCAUUACAACAACAACCACAACAACAACAACAAUGGCAGAGCCAGUGCCAACGACGAUGAGCAAACUGCAGCCAGAGAAGCCAUCCCGAAGCAUGGGCGGAGGUGGGAACAUGAUGUCAGCGAUGAGACUUCGACGCGACCUGAUGUCGAGUUAUGACAAGGCGGUGAUCCCGCAAACCGAAGCAGAUAAACCAGUUCUGGUGGAACUGGGGAUGUCGGCGCAGAAAAUUCUUGACUUGGACAAAGAGAGGGACAUCUUGCACAUCCACACAUGGCUCACUAUGUCAUGGACAGACAACAGUUUUCUGUGGGACCCAGAGGAAUAUGGCGGCGUUACGGACGUCCGCUUCCCAGUCACGGAACUCUGGACUCCUGACAUCACAAACUACAGAAGUGUAGACCAAGACAGCACGUAUGUUCCCAUCAUGGGAAAAGCUAUCCUAAACAACGAUGGAAAAGUGCUCUACGUCACUCCCUGGACACUCAAAACUAGCUGUGAAAUAGUGCCAUCUGGAUUGGAGGAGUGGAACUGCACCAUGAGCCUAGGAUCUUGGACUUACAGCGGGUUCUCCCUGGAUGUGAAGAAUAGGGACGACACCAUGGAUACGUCCGCCUUUCAAACAGACAGACACUUGAAGGUCAUAUCCACCAGUGCAUCCCGUAAGGUGGUUUACUACACCUGCUGUCCGGAGCCUUACGUGGAAGUCAUCUUCUCAAUGGUACUGCGAAGACAACCAGGAUCCUAAGUCUGCAUCACAACAGCGUCUGAACUUUCGAUGGAGUAGUUUAGUAUGAACUGUCAAAACUGCCUAUGAAGACCACUCAGGGGAUGGAUAUGUGGCCAUGUGGUCACUAAAGAGAGGAUUCUUACCUAUGGAGAGGAUUAUACUUGUGUCAACGGGAAAAAUAAUCUUCUAAGGGACCACUGAAAAGUGGUGACAAUUGCCUCACAGCAGCAUCUAUAUUUGAUCAGGGUCGUAAUUUUUUCUGUCCCUUGCACUGGUUGGGAGCCCAUGUUGUUGAUUUUCGCUGUUAAAUCUGUAAUUUCAAGCUUAAGAAAUAUUAUUUUUUUUAGUUUCAUGUCAUGUGGUGGAGAUUUUUAGACAGAUGAGGUGAAAUUUUUGUCCGCCCCAACAAGCAAAUUUCGGUCUUUCUGAUCGAAUAGUCUACACAUGUACUGUCAAAAAUUCACAAGAAGAAUACUCUUGGGACCUUUAAAGUCUGGACUAUAUGAACAGGUGGUCAAGAUUCUUAAUGUUUGUGAAAAUGGGAAAAAAUGGGCACCACCGAAAAGUGGUCGCAUUUGCUAUUGGAGGUCCUUAUGUAGAGGCGGUCAUUUAUUUUGGCUGUAUAGUAAUAUUAUAACACUUGGUAAGUCGAUCUUUUAAAGCCCUGUUGCAUUGAUAUUGUUUUGUUUUUGUUAAAGCUUAAAUGCACGUACUAUGACUACUUUAAAGCACUUUGAAGCCAGACAUGUAGGUCUUUAAUAAUGCCCCAAAAGUUUAAUACUUAAUUCCUUUCGGGGAGCGCUUUUAAAUGAUUUGCCACAAUCCUACAACACUUGCACAAUUUCUUCCGGAUUGGAAAUUUCCUAUGAAACCUUAAUGAAGCUAUAGCACAAAAAGGGGAGGAACGUAAUAGAUGAAUGCUGGCCCACAAAAAUUGCUUAUGUCACAAGGGGAUUGUACAUUAUUUCAAUCAACAUUUGAACGCAUUUAAACAGAUGCUAGAUGUAUGUUCAUUGCAUUCAAUGUGUGCAUAAAGUGUCUAUAGCUAGCUGUCAGUUAAUCAGAGAAUCGCCCUUACCAUUAGAAAUUUAAACAUUUAGAGUGGAAACCUCAG